AUGGGCUGCUGUGGCUGUUCCGGAGGCUGUGGCUCCAGCUGUGGGGGCGGUGGCUCCAGCUGCUGUGUCCCCGUCUGUUGCUGCAAGCCUGUGUGCUGCUGUGUGCCAGCCUGCUCCUGCUCCAGCUGUGGCCAGGGGGGCUGUGGGUCCUGUGGAGGCUGCAAGGGCAGCUGUGGGUCCUGUGGGGGCUCUAAGGGAGGCUGUGGGUCCUGUGGGAGCUGCAAGGGCAGCUGUGGGUCCUGUGGGGCCUCUAAUGGGGGCUGCGGGUCCUGUGGGGGCUGCAAGGGCAGCUGUGGGUCCUGUGGGGGCUCUAAGGGGGGCUGUGGGUCCUGUGGGAGCUGCAAGGGCAGCUGUGGGUCCUGUGGGGCCGCCAAUGGGGGCUGCGGAUCCUGUGGGGGCUGCAAGGGCAGCUGUGGGUCCUGUGGGGGCUCUAAGGGCAGCUGUGGGUCCUGUGGGGGCUCUACGGGUGGCUGUGGGUCCUGUGGAGGCUGUGGCUCCAGCUGUGAGGGCGGCAGCUCUAGCUGCUGUGUCCCCGUGUGCUGCUGCAAGCCCAUGUGCUGCUGUGUUCCAGCCUGCUCCAGCUCCAGCUGUGGACAGGGGGGCUGUGGGUCCUGUGGCUGCUCCCAGUCCAGCUGCUGCAAACCCUGCUGCUCCCAGUCCAGCUGCUGCAAACCCUGCUGCUCCCAGUCCAGCUGCUGUAAUCCCUGCUGCUCCCAGGCCAGCUGCUGUAAUCCUUGUUGCUCUCAGUCCAGCUGCUGCAAACCCUGCUGCUCCCAGUCCAGCUGCUGUAAACCCAUUUGCUGCCAGUGCAAGAUCUGA
Nycticebus coucang (slow loris) is the source of this 819-nucleotide messenger RNA. RefSeq names its product keratin-associated protein 5-4-like. The record is from RefSeq and is a predicted model, not a curated record. The coding region runs from base 1 to 819 and encodes 272 amino acids. The transcript has a single exon. Lineage: Eukaryota; Metazoa; Chordata; Mammalia; Primates; Lorisidae.